Molecule: messenger RNA, 2990 nt
Organism: Vespa mandarinia (Asian giant hornet)
Lineage: Eukaryota; Metazoa; Arthropoda; Insecta; Hymenoptera; Vespidae
Product: adipocyte plasma membrane-associated protein Hemomucin
Cellular component (GO): endomembrane system
Molecular function (GO): hydrolase activity
Source: RefSeq, a predicted model, not a curated record
ACUUCUAAGUGAAUUGCAUAUUUUCAUGUGAGCUUAAAUGUCGUAUCGCCAUUAGUGUACGGGAUGCCGUUAUCUUGAACGAUUGAAGAAACAGUUAACUAAAUUAUUCUUUCUUUUUCCUUAUUUCAUUGGUAUACAAAGAGUAUACGAACGAAUGUUCUUUCGUGUUUUCACAAAAUAUAUUUGUGGCAAUCGUAACUUUAUAAAACCCCUUUUAAUUUUUUAUUUCCUAUCGUUAUCAUUCGUGUAAUGGGGUAUCUUAAAUCCAUAGGUACUGCUUUUAUUUACACAGCUCUUUUAUUAGCUGUGAUUACAUUUUUACCAGGACUUCCUCCAGAUGCUAAGUUUUCAGAGUACAGUAUAACACCUCCAACUAAACUAAGUGGAAAAUUAGAUAAUAAUCGCAUAAGUGGGAUAGAAUUAUUGCAUAUUGGAAAGUUCAAGGGUCCUGAGUCUUUUGAUUCUUAUAAUGGAGAAUUAUAUGUCGGCUUACAGGGAGGCUAUGUUGUUAAAAUCGAUGAAAAAGAAAUUAUACCUUUUGUAAAAUUUGGUGGAAAAUGUGAUGGAAUCUUGCAAUAUUAUGAAUGUGGUAAAGUGUUGGGUAUAAAGUUUGAUAAAAAAGGCAAUUUGUAUGUUAUUGAUACUUAUUUAGGUAUUUUUAAAGUUGAUCGAAAUGGAAAUUAUCAAAAAAUUAUUGAUAUAUCUAAACCAAUAGCUAAUAAAAUUCCAAGAAUACCUAAUUAUUUAGACAUAGCAGAAAAUGGAGAUAUAUUUUGGACAGAUUCUAGCGCAGAUUUCCCAUUAUAUGAUGGUGUUUAUAGCAUAUUUGUUAAUCCAUCUGGAAGACUUUUUCGAUAUAAUGCAGCUACAAAGACCAAUGAAGUGUUACUUGAAAAUUUGGGAUUUCCAAAUGGAGUGAAAUUAAGUAAAGAUGAGAGUUUUUUAAUUAUAUCAGAAACAUUAACUUCACGUAUUAUUAAAUACAAUUUGAAGGGAGCUAAAGCAGGACAACAAGAAAUAUUGCUCGAAGGUCUUCCUGGCAUCCCUGAUAAUAUACAUACUGACAAUCAUGGUGGCUUCCUAGUUAGUCUAUAUACUUAUAUAGAUUCAGAAAAUCCUCAAUUAAUACAUAUAUUAAUGCCACAUCCAUAUUUAAGGAAAAUGAUAGUAAGACUUCUCACAUUGAUAGAAGCUCCGUUUAAAUUAAUACAGAAUGUUUAUCCAAAUUUUUACACAGAAAAAAUUAUUGAUACAAUUGGUUCGUUUGAAAUAUUAAAUAUUUUGAUAGAACCUAAAUCGGUAAUAUUGCAUUUGGAUUCCAAAGGAAAACUUGUUGAUGCUGCAUAUUUAAUAAAUGAAGUGAAUGAUUUAAGUUCUGCUUUUAUUCACAAAGGAUAUCUAUGGCUUGGAUCACCACAUAAUGAAUAUGUAGCUCGAGUACCUUUAAAAAAAGUCUUUCCUCAUUUAGCACAAAAGGAAAAAUUAAUGCAUCAUUCAAAUAUACAAGAUACAAAGGAACGUCCAAAAACACAUAGUACAACGGUAAAACCACAAACUGUAAAGACUCCAACCGUUCAAACAUUAUCAACAACAGAAAAACCUAUAACUAAAACUGCAAGAAGUACAGAAACUUCUACUUCAGUUGGAACAAGUCCCAAAACAUCUACUAAUCAGGAAAAAAUAGCUACUUCCAAACCAAGUACAACGUCAGUACCAAGUACUACUGUCAAACCAAGUACAGUAUCAGUACCAAGUACUACUGUCAAACCAAGUACAGCAUCAGUACCAAGUACUACUUCCAAACCAAGUACAACGUCAGUACCAAGUACUACUGUCAAACCAAGUACAGUAUCAGUACCAAGUACUACUGUCAAACCAAGUACAACAUCAGUACCAAGUACUACUGUUAAACCCAGUAUUGUAUCAAAAACAACUCCAACUCAAAAAGCAACCACAGGUGCAACUAAGCCUACUGCGAAAUCAAAUACUGAAACGACUCCAAAAUCUAACAAUAAGGAAAUUAAAUCAGAAACAGCGAAGAAUAAAGUAAUUUCUGAUGUUAAGUCAGAAAAUAUAAAAGAAAUAAAUUCAAAAUCAGAGAUAAAUAAACGAACAGUUCAAAAUAAUCAAUUUAAAGCUCAAAAGCAAGAACAUCAAAAUACUGAAUCUCCUAAUAUAAAUAAUAAUAACAUUCCAAAAUAAAAAUUAAUAUUAAAACAUAAUUAUUUAAAAAGUCAAAUAAGGCAGGAUUGUUGUUUUAUAUUAUGUUUUAUGUUUCAAGUUGAUUUAAUUAUAAGAUAGAAUUUUUAUAUUUAAAAGUAAUGCAUAUUCAAUUCUCUUAAAUACAUUCCAUAAAGAUUUGUGACACAGUUAAUUUUUCAUUAUAAAGGUUCCACUGUAAUAAUGAGUAAGGCAAAAGAUGCUUAUAUUAAUAUUUGUUAAAGACUGUGAUUUAUAUUUAAAAAUAAGCAUGAAAUUAUUUUGUUUUAUAAAUUCUAUAUAUAUAUAUAUAUAUAUGUAUAUUUAGGCAUGUGACCGCAAGAUUAUGUUCCCGAUGUAGUAACAAAUGUAACAAACGAUUAUGUUCAAAACUAUUUGAGAUAUUAACAAAAUCUUUUAAAUUCUUAAGAAUAAUUUUAACUUAAUUUAACUGUCAAAAUGAAUGAAUUCAAAAUGACAGACAUUUCAAAAAUUAAAACUUUUAUAAAAAAUUAUAUACAAUAUCGAAUUAAAUUAAAAAAAAUAAAUGAACAUUGUGCAAUAAUGUUUACAAUAAUAUUAGACAUUGACGUGAAUUACAUCGGUCGUGCCUAUUCUGUGCUACACACAGAGAAAUCUUUGUUUAUAUAUUCUGAUUCUAUUGAUCGUAUAAUAAGGUCAAUUAGUUAAUAAGACGUAGUUUUAAAUGUUUUGAGAUAAUUGAAAAUUAAUUAUCUCAAUUAAAAAUUUUUUAAGAUAAUUAAAAAUUAUAAGAAUAUAAUGUUUAUUUA